Messenger RNA from Annulohypoxylon truncatum, 1821 nucleotides. RefSeq names its product GMC oxidoreductase. The record is from RefSeq and is a predicted model, not a curated record. NCBI's taxonomy places the organism in Eukaryota, Fungi, Ascomycota, Sordariomycetes, Xylariales, Hypoxylaceae. The transcript is spliced from 4 exons. Bases 1 to 1821 code for a protein of 606 amino acids. Gene Ontology annotation, molecular function: flavin adenine dinucleotide binding; oxidoreductase activity, acting on CH-OH group of donors.
AUGGGCCUUUACACUGAGCUGCCAAACCACGUCGAGGAAGUGGACGUGAUCAUUGCGGGAGGGGGAACGGCAGGCUGUGUUCUCGCGGGACGCCUUGCUGAGGCUGGCGUCUCAGUCCUAGUCGUUGAAGGUGGACCUAACAAUCACGAUGAGCCGACCAUCGUUCAGCCACUCAUGUUCAUCACACAUUACCUCCCCAUCAACAGGUUCACCACCUUCCAUCAGUCUAACCGGGAGAAGCAGUUGGGUAGUCGGCAGCUUAUCGAGCCCGUUGGAGGCACCCUUGGAGGCGGUUCGUCUGUAAACAUGAUGGUUUACAGCCGUGUCCAGAGGGCUGAUUUCGACGCAUGGAACACCGCCGGUUGGUCCACAAACGAGAUGCUACCGUACUUGAACAAGAUCGAAACCUAUCAUGGACCAGGAGAUCAGGAUCUUCAUGGACAUCAAGGUCCCCUGCACAUCACCAGCGGCACCUACAACGCCCCGAGAUGUGAGGAGGACUUCCUCGCAGCAGCUAAAAGGUCGGGCUUCCCCGAGCGGCAUGACCUCAAUGACCUCGACGGCAUGAACGGCGCCCAGCGUGCCAUGCGCUACAUAAGCCAUGAUGGCAAGCGCCAGGAUACGGCUCAUGGUUACGUGCACCCGCUACUACAGGACGGCAAACACCCAAACCUCCACGUCCUGGUUGAAUCGCAGGUUCGCCGCGUCUUGUUCGACGACAACAAGAAAGCAAGCGGUAUCGAGUACAAACCCAAAGCCGAGAACUUGCCAAUCCGCACCGUCAAAGCCAGAAAGCUCGUUGUCGUAUCUUGCGGCGUUCUGGGCACGCCCCCCGUCCUGGAGAGAUCGGGAAUAGGAAACCCGCAGAUCCUGAAGAAAGCAGGAAUCCAAACCUUGGUCGCCGACGUCCCCGGCGUAGGCGAGAACUUCAACGACCACAACAUCAAGCUCUACGGAUACAAGUCGAGUCUUAAUCCCGACGAGACCAUCGACGGCGUGCAAGCAGGCAGGGUGAGUACCGACGAACUCAUGCGCACCAAAGCCAAAAUACUCGGCUGGAACGCCGAAGACGUGCACUGCAAGGUGCGCCCAAGCCCUUCGGAGAUCGCGUCCCUGAGCCCAGCGUUCCAGGAAGCCUGGGCGCGGGACUUCGCGGACGCGCCGAGCAAGCCGGUCGCCAUGAUGGCGAGCGUGGCCGGCUUCCCGGGCGACCCGUCGAAGCUAGCCCCCAUCCAGUACUUCGGGGUGUCGGCCUUCACGGUGAACACGUACUCGCGGGGCCACGUCCACGCGACGGGCCCGGAGCCGGGCGACCGCCUCGACUUCGCCACGGGCAUGCUGACGGACCCGCGGGGCCUCGACCUCGAGAUGCAGAAGUGGCUGUACAAGAAGCAGCGCGAGGUCGUGCGGCGCAUGGACGUGUUCCGGGGCGAGCUGCCGCUCAGCCACCCGCCUUUCUCUCCCGCGUCGCGCGCGGCGCUCGCCGGGGCAGAUAGGCCCGAGGGGCUCGAGGGGCCGCUGCCGCUGGGGAAACAGGAGGUUGCGUAUGACGCGGAGGAUGAAGCGGUGUUGGAGAAGUGGCUGCGGGAGAAUGUGGACUUGAGCUGGCAUCCGCUCGGCUCGUGCAAGAUGGCGCCUAGGGACGAGAUGGGGGUCGUAGAUCCGCUGUUGAAUGUGUAUGGGGUGGAGGGGCUCAAGGUGGUGGACUUGAGCAUUGUGCCGGGCAGCGUGUCUGCGAAUACGAUGAAUACUGCUUGUGCUAUUGGGGAGAAGGCGGCUGAUAUUAUUCUGGGAGAGUUGGGUGUGUUAGAGGAGAAGUAA